AUGAUUUUUGAAGAUCACGGCGCAGAUGAUAACAAACCAGUCAGUCAGGGCUCCGUUAACGGACCAGGAGACGUUUCGCUCGGAGACACGUCGAUGCCCUCCAUGCUGUACGGAAGCCCUACGGUCAAUUGUGUGGAGCAGAAGAUGCGAAGUGUUGCAGCUGAGGAUGUUGAUUGUACUAGCGCACCAGAAGCCGGUGGAUGUUCCACCGCCGUCGUGCUAACCCAGAAGAAGUUCUGCCUCUCGGACAAGCGUAUGGCUGAACAAACUCGCCUCCAACACGCAGCGGAAGCGCUGCAGCGAAGCAGUGCGUCCUUCGUCAACUCUGGCGGCUUGGCACGGGCGCGCCAACGACGGAACGCUGGAAGUAGAAGAUAUGUAGAGGAAAGAGGUGAAGGACCUACCAAAAGUACGACCUCUCCACCCGAUUUUGAAAAGAACGGCAAGAAGACUGACGCGAUUGAAGAUAACGACGAGGAUCACGAAGGGUGGAUGGGCGAGCAUGAGGAUCCGAACGAGAAGUAUUUCUACCAACUACAGCACCCAAAGCGCAUGCCGUUCCUGUUUUACUCGGAUAGCCCAGUCUAUGCCAGCAGUACUUCGCCACGACCACAUGGAGGUGGAAAAAAAUCUGACACAAAAACGGCUGCAAAAAACGUUGAAGUUGAAGGUGCAGCGUCGUCCUCCCCAAUACCGAAGAAAGUUGCAGAGGAGGAAGCGGUUCCUGUCAAUGACGAGCUACACACGAACUUUUUCAAGCAAACCCUUCGUGCAGGAAACAAAACAGAGUCCGAGCAAGACCGCAGCAAGAACCGCACCAUAUCCCCUGAAGCUGCAGUCGUGA
Molecule: messenger RNA, 844 nt
Organism: Amoebophrya sp. A120
Lineage: Eukaryota; Dinophyceae; Syndiniales; Amoebophryaceae
Source: the annotation of a GenBank genome assembly